Messenger RNA from Suncus etruscus (white-toothed pygmy shrew), 1857 nucleotides. RefSeq names its product coiled-coil domain containing 50 (gene CCDC50). The transcript is spliced from 12 exons. Gene Ontology annotation, molecular function: ubiquitin protein ligase binding. NCBI's taxonomy places the organism in Eukaryota, Metazoa, Chordata, Mammalia, Eulipotyphla, Soricidae. The record is from RefSeq and is a predicted model, not a curated record. Gene Ontology annotation, cellular component: cytoplasm. The coding region runs from base 13 to 1458 and encodes 481 amino acids.
GGCCGGGCCAACAUGGCCGAAGUGAGCAUCGACCAGUCCAAGCUGCCGGGCGUCAAGGAAGUUUGCCGAGAUUUUGCUGUUCUUGAGGACCACACCCUGGCCCACAGUCUGCAAGAACAGGAGAUUGAGCAUCACCUGGCAUCAAAUAUUCAGCGGAGCCGUUUGGUUCAGCAUGAUCUGCAGGUGGCCAAGCAACUCCAAGAGGAAGAUCUGAAAGCUCAGGCACAGCUCCAGAAACGCUACAAAGACCUUGAGCAACAUGAUUGUGAAAUUGCCCAGGAAAUACAGGAGAAGCUGACUAUUGAGGCAGAGAGACGGCGUAUUCAGGAGAAAAAGGAUGAGGAUAUAGCUCGCCUUUUGCAAGAGAAGGAGUUACAGGAGGAGAAAAAGCGAAAGAAACACUUUCCAGAGUCCCCUGGAGUUAGUGCUUAUGGAGAUAGUUACUAUUAUGAAGAUGGAGACCAGCCCCGGUCAAGGAGGGCAAGGGAAUUGGGGCCUGAAUACUCAAGGUCUGGUAGACUCCAAAGUGAUGGAAAAACUGUGAAACACAAAAAGGAGAAAUCAAAACAUCCUCUUGAGAACUUGGACAAGCUGGAGGAGUGCUGCACAUCUGAAAAACCUCCGUCAUGCGCUAGAGGGGGGAGAAUUCAAGAUGACCCUCAAAUGAAUACUGAGCAGCAUGAAAGGAAACAACCCGAUCUUGAGAGGCCACGGAGACCACCACUUCCCAGGAUCCACGGUGAGGUGUUUUUGAGUACUGAGUGUGAUGACUGCGAAUCCAGCAGUGGACUUCGAGUCUUGAAUUGGGAGAAACGGUCCAGACACCAAGAUCGUCUUUCACCCAAGGCCUCACAGAACGUAGGGCUUCAUUGCAAAGACAUUAUGUUUGGGAGAAACCACGGGCAAGGUGGGCACAGAGAAAGGAAACACAAGCCUCGGACUCCUCCCUUUUCAGAGGGUGAGAAAUUGCUUCAACUUCCAGACACAGGAGUGAAGCCAAGAGUGAUGAAAGAUGCAGUCUAUACUUCAUCCCGUUUGGACCAUAGAGAACAAGAAUGGUAUGAUGCCGAAAUUGCCAGAAAACUGCAAGAAGAAGAAAUUUUGGCUACCCAGGUAGACAUGAGAGCUGCUCAAGUAGCUCAGGAUGAGGAAAUUGCUAGACUUCUAAUGGCUGAAGAAAAGAAAGCUUAUAAGAAAGCUAAAGAGCGAGAAAAAUCAUCUUUGGACAAAAGAAAGCAUGACAAUGAUUGGAAGCCAAAAAUAACUAAGUCUACACACUCAAAGUCUAAAGAGAGUGAUGAACCACACCGUUCUAAGAAUGACAGACCAGCACGGCCACCACCACCUACUGUGACAGAUGCUGAGGAUUUGGAUUGCACCCAUUUUGCAAACCAGCAUAGUUCUUCCCGUCAUUUCUCAAAGUCAGAGUCCUCUCAUAAAGGUUUCCAUUAUAAAUAAGAACCAGGAAUCUGCCUUGAAAACGGACUCACUGUAGCCAAUAUUAAUGGAGGAUACAGAAUGCAUUUCAUGCCUAAUUUUUCUCCUAUGUUUGUAUUCCUGAGAUUUAUCCUCAAGUGUUUCUCUGACCAUAAACAGUUUUAGCUUAUUUAAGAUGUUUUGGUUAUUCACAAUCACUUGGGCAGUCUAAGAAAAUCUAGUUUCUGAAUAUUGGCCAACUCUCCACAGUGUAUGCUUCCUGGGAUACAGUACCUAAGAAUUUUGUAAAAUAUCAUAUGCAGUAGCUGUGAAGUAUUAGUAGCUAGGGCCUAGGUUUUAAUUAGCUAUUAAAAUUUUUGGAGACAAUGAUUAAAGUAGAACAUUAUUGGAUGUAAUAAGAAUAAAAGGAUAUAUAAGAAA